Messenger RNA from Dama dama (fallow deer), 684 nucleotides. Its product is annotated as proline-rich protein 2-like. Bases 1 to 684 code for a protein of 227 amino acids. Lineage: Eukaryota; Metazoa; Chordata; Mammalia; Artiodactyla; Cervidae. The transcript has a single exon. The record is from RefSeq and is a predicted model, not a curated record.
AUGAGAUCCGGUUUCAAUCCCCCGGUGGGGAGCUCUGAGGUCCCGUUACAAUUCCCUAGAGCUCAGUGCGUGUGCGGGAGGGAUAGAGCCAGGGAGAGACCGAGGGAGGGGGAGCAGUCUCCGGGCUCCGGUUACCGCCCCGCACGGCCCCCGCCCCGCGCCGCCGAGUGCACGGCGGGCCCGGGGAGCGCCGCGGCCCCUUUAAGAGCCGGGCCCAGGCCGGCCCGGGGGCCGCGGGAGCCCAGAGCGCAGCGCGCGGCGGAGGAGUUGGGAUCCGGCGCAAAAGUUUCCUCCCAACUCUGGCCCCGCGCGCCGCCGCCGCCGCCGCCCACUCCAGCCCGGGGCUUGGGGCCGGCCCCGCCGCCGCCAGGGCCAGGGCCAGGGCCAGGCCGGCAGUUUCGUUUUGGCGGGCGGGGAGCAGCCGCCUGGGCCGGGCCCGAGCCGGAGCCGGAGCCGGAGCCGGAGCGGGAGCGGGAGCGGGAGGAGCAGCCCGGCCCCCCCGGCUUCCCCGGCCCCCCGCCACCUGGGCUACCUCCCUCUCGGCUGCCGCCUGCUCUCAGAUCGAUUCCCGCCCGCCGGCUGCCGCCUGCCCUGGGCGGAGGGGCGCUGCUGCGAGCCCCUGAUCCGGAAGGGGGGCCGGGGAGAGGCGCCCCGGGGUCUCCGCCGGCGACCGGCGUCCCCUGA